GGGAAUUCAAGAUGGAGUCGCUGAGUAGAGCUGGGCAGGAGAUGAGCUUAGCGGCCCUGAAGCAACACGACCCCUACAUCACCAGCAUCGCAGACCUCACGGGCCAGGUCGCUCUGUACACCUUCUGCCCCAAGGCCAACCAGUGGGAGAAGACUGAUAUAGAAGGGACCUUAUUUGUAUAUCGAAGGUCAGCCUCACCUUACCAUGGUUUUACCAUUGUGAAUCGACUGAAUAUGCACAAUCUGGUUGAACCAGUGAAUAAAGAUUUGGAAUUUCAGCUCCACGAACCAUUUCUUCUAUAUAGAAAUGCAAGCUUGUCAAUAUACAGCAUCUGGUUUUACGACAAGAAUGACUGUCACCGCAUAGCCAAACUCAUGGCCAAUGUUGUAGAAGAAGAGACACGGCGGUCCCAGCAAGCGGCUCGGGACAAGCAGAGUCCUAGCCAGGCCAACGGCUGCAGUGACCACAGGCCCAUUGACAUCCUGGAGAUGCUAAGCAGAGCCAAGGAUGAAUAUGAGAGGAAUCAGAUGGGCGACUCCAAUAUCUCCAGCCCUGGGUUACAGCCAAGUACUCAGCUCUCCAAUCUGGGAAGCACUGAGACUCUAGAAGAGAUGCCAUCGGGGUCACAAGAUAAGUCUACUCCAUCUGGACACAAACAUCUGACAGUGGAAGAAUUAUUUGGAACCUCUUUGCCAAAGGAACAGCCAGCUGUUGUGGGUCUGGAUUCAGAAGAAGUGGAGAAGCUGCCAGGAGAUGCCUCCCAGAAAGAGUCCAGCUCAUUCCUACCAUUUUCCUUCGAGCAGUCAGGAGGAGCCCCUCAGUCGGAAAACCUGGGUGUCCAUCCUGCUGCCCACCACUCAGUGCCACCUGAAGCCCCCACCCCGGUGCUGAUCACUCCUGCCUCCAUCACACAGUCCGGUGACAAACAGGCCCCAGGCUAUGCCAUCCCACUGCGCCCUGUGCUCAGUCCCACUCUACCAGCAGAAGCUCCUACAGCACAGGUUGCCCCCAGCUUACCCCGAAACCCCACCAUGAUGCAGGCGGUGAAGACCACGCCGAGACAGAGGUCUCCACUGCUGAGCCAGCCAGUCCCUGAGCUGAGCCACGCCAAUCUGACUGCCACCCAGAGCCCCUUCAGGGCCCCCCUGAGCGUGACAAACACAGCUGGUACAUCCCUCCCAAGCGUGGAUCUUCUCCAGAAACUCAGGUUGACCCCACAGCAUGACCAAAUACAGACACAGUCACUUGGGAAAGGUGCCGUGGCACCCAGCUUUUCCCCAGCAGCUGGCCAGCUGGCCACGCCCGAGAGCUUCAUAGAGCCCCCCUCUAAGACCGCAGCAGCUCGAGCCUCAGCAUCCCUGAGCAACAUGGUGCUUGCUCCCCUUCAGUCUAUGCAGCAAAACCAGGAUCCUGAAGUCUUUGCCCAGCCUAAGGUGUUAUCCAGUGCCAUCCCGGUCGCAGGCCCCACACUGGUUACUGCAACAACCAUGGCAGUGUCUUCAGUCCUGUUGUCCCCAAGUGUUUUCCAGCAGACAGUUACAAGGUCCGCAGACCUCGAGAGGAAAGCAAGCGCCCCUUCUCCACUGACUGUUGGAACAUCAGAAAAUCAGAGAAAGCCUUCCAUUAUUCUCAGCAAGUCUCAGCUCCAGGAUACAUUAAUACAUCUAAUAAAGAAUGAUUCCAGCUUCCUCAGUACACUUCACGAAGUCUACUUGCAGGUUCUGACCAAGAACAAAGACAACCACAACUUAUGACUGGAGCAGAAUAAAUCCGAAGGCAGAAUGUCGACCUCAGAAACAAAUAGGCCUCAUCAUGGAAACUUCUAAACAGAACAUUGAGUUUUGAGAAUCCUGAAAUUGAGCCUAUGAGAAAUAGACUCAUUCCUUAAGAAUGUUUUCCAAGUGACGUUCUCAGUGAUAAUGGAGGUUUCACUGUGAAGCAUCACCAGCAGACCUUUGUUUUGACAA
Messenger RNA from Neomonachus schauinslandi (Hawaiian monk seal), 1967 nucleotides. It is a transcript of the gene DCP1A, whose product is annotated as decapping mRNA 1A. The coding region runs from base 12 to 1754 and encodes 580 amino acids. The record is from RefSeq and is a predicted model, not a curated record. The transcript is spliced from 10 exons. Gene Ontology annotation, biological process: deadenylation-independent decapping of nuclear-transcribed mRNA; deadenylation-dependent decapping of nuclear-transcribed mRNA; positive regulation of catalytic activity. Gene Ontology annotation, molecular function: mRNA binding; enzyme activator activity. Gene Ontology annotation, cellular component: P-body. NCBI's taxonomy places the organism in Eukaryota, Metazoa, Chordata, Mammalia, Carnivora, Phocidae.